Messenger RNA from Lottia gigantea (owl limpet), 765 nucleotides. RefSeq lists its product as hypothetical. Gene Ontology annotation, biological process: microtubule-based movement. The record is from RefSeq and is a predicted model, not a curated record. Bases 1 to 765 code for a protein of 254 amino acids. The transcript has 7 exons. Gene Ontology annotation, cellular component: kinesin complex; microtubule. NCBI's taxonomy places the organism in Eukaryota, Metazoa, Mollusca, Gastropoda, Lottiidae. Gene Ontology annotation, molecular function: microtubule motor activity; microtubule binding; ATP hydrolysis activity.
AUGGGACAUGGCGAAGAAACAGGAAUCAUUCCAAGAUUCUGUGAAGAACUGUUUUCCAGAGUUGAACUUCUGAAGAGUAAAGAAAUGGUAAAAAUUAAUGUAGAGAUAAGUUUUUUUGAAAUCUACAACGAAAAGAUCCAUGAUUUACUAGCUUCAGUUAAAGAGAAGUCAGCCAAGAAACCCUCACUGAAAGUACGAGAACACCCUGUAUUAGGUCCCUAUGUAGAAGGUUUAUCAACUUAUGUUGUUAAUUCAUUUGAAGAUGUAGAGGGGUGGAUAACUCUAGGUAAUAAGAAUAGAGCUACAGCUUGUACUGGUAUGAAUGAUAAAUCUAGUAGAUCACAUUCUGUAUUUACUAUAGUACUCACACAGUCUAAGACAGAGAGAAUAGAAGGAACAGAUCAUGAACAUUGUACUAACAGUAAAAUAAAUCUGGUUGAUUUAGCUGGUAGUGAGAGACAAUCACAAGCUCAAACUACAGGAGAAAGACUCAGGGAAGGAGCUAAUAUCAAUAAAUCAUUAAUGGCUCUAGGUAAAGUCAUAUCGUUACUAUCAGAACAGUCAGUUACUAAUAAAAAACGUAAAAUCUUUAUACCAUAUAGAGAUUCUGUUUUGACUUGGUUAUUAAAAGAAAGUUUAGGAGGUAAUUCUAAAACAGCUAUGAUAGCUACUAUUAGUCCUGCUAAUCAUCAUGUAGAGGAAACACUUAGUACUCUUAGAUAUCCUUUUAUUAUAGACUUUCUGUAUUGUCACAUAUUCAAAUAA